Molecule: messenger RNA, 693 nt
Organism: Saccoglossus kowalevskii
Lineage: Eukaryota; Metazoa; Hemichordata; Enteropneusta; Harrimaniidae
Product: endoplasmic reticulum chaperone BiP-like
Molecular function (GO): ATP-dependent protein folding chaperone; ATP binding
Source: RefSeq, a predicted model, not a curated record
CCCAAAAUACAACAGUUGGUGAGAGAUAUUUUCAAUGGAAUGAAGCCAUCUCUUGGUAUAAAUCCUGACGAAGCUGUUGCCUAUGGGGCUGCGGUGCAGGGUGGCAUACUAGCUGGGGACACGGGGACAAAGGACAUUGUAGUUUUCGAUAUCACUUUAUUGGCUCUAGAAAUUGAAACUGUUGGCGGUAAACUGACCAAACUUGUUCCCAAAAAUACUCCAAUCCCGACGAGAAGGUCAAAAACCUUUUCUCUGACUGAAGAGAACCAGCCAUCUGUCACGAUUAGAGUAUUUGAAGGCGAACAUCCGAUGACGAAAGAUAAUCACUUAUUGGGUACAUUUGUUUUGAAAGCCAUCCCACCUGCACCACGUGGUAAGCCACAAAUUAGCAUAAUUUUCGAGGUAGACGUUAAGGGUAUACUGUGGAUGACUGUGGAAAACAUAGGCACGGGAUAUAAAGAGACAAUUACAUUCGACAACGACCAAAAUAGACUUUCACCCGAAGAUAUCCAAAGAAUGGUCGGAGAAGCCAAACAAUUUGCGGACGAAGACAUCAAACGCAAAGAAAGAGGUGAAGCAAGUAAUGAGCUCGAAGGAUAUGCUUAUACUUUGAAGAAACAAGUCAACGAUGAGAAGAAACUUGGCGGCACUGAUAGGCGAGCAAAAGAAUGUUAUUACUCUGUCCUCCGAUAA